CCCCGUUCUCUCACACACACGCACAACGGAACAGACAAGAAGACGUAGGUCCGUUACAGCCAACUGUUCUCUCCACAUUUUACACCAAAAAUUGCAGAGUCAUAACCAUGGGGAAGGGAUGCAUCACGGCAACUAAGUACUUCCUGUUCCUCUUCAACCUCCUCUUCUUUAUCUUUGGAGCAUUGUUCAUGGGCUUUGGACUGUGGGUUCUCCUGGAUAACCAGAGCUUCAUCGCAGUUCUGCAGGAAUCCUCUACCACACUGAAGGUAGUGUCCUACAUCUCCAUCAGUGUGGGGUCUCUCUCCAUGGCCAUGGGUUUCCUGGGCUGUAUAGGAGCCAUCUAUGAGAUACGCUGCCUGCUGGGCCUGUACUUCACCUGCCUCCUGCUCAUCCUCAUUGCCCAGGUAACUGCUGGGGUGCUCAUCUACUUCCAGAGAGACAGGCUGAAGCAUGAGAUGUCCAACAUCAUCAAAGGGAUGUUGGUCAACUACACUGGUCAGAACAGGACCACAGAACACACCUGGGACUAUGUACAGAGGACGAUGAAGUGCUGUGGUUGGACUGGUCCUGGUAACUGGUCAGAGAAUUUGACGAUCAGGAACAGUUCUGUCUCCAUGUACCCCUGCUCCUGUCGGAACGAAACCCUGCCCGGGACAGACGUCAAGGAGAUAGGGCUCUGUGAACACCUGUCCAACGACCUGCCAGUCUACGAAACGGGCUGCAUGCAUAGUGUGGAGGGCUGGCUUCUGGAGAACUGUGGAGUUAUUCUUGGAAUCGGUGUCGGAGUGGCAGUCAUUGAGCUUCUGGGAAUGAUCCUGUCUAUGUGCCUGUGUAAGAGUGUUGUCCAGGAGGACUACACCAAAGUACCCAAGUACUGACUAUGAAGACCUGAAGACAGGAAAAGCCAUACACCACACACAUGCAUAGCAUAGAAACACAGACAUGCAGCGACACACACGCAGACACACACUCUCACAGUGAAACACAGACGCAACUGUCCUGACUCGCCUGUAUCUCUUGUUACUCCUUCCUGAAGUCCGGACACACGCACACACACUUCCCAAUCAAGCACAACAUAUGGACCUGCAUCUUUUUGGACACACACAUUGUCGUCUUAUCUUUUAUCAAAUUACUUGGUUUUAGAAGACACUCAUCUUUAGGUAUUAAUGAAUUCAGCGCUGGGUUAUUACGUAUCUGAUGGAGUGAGUGUGAACAAACUCCCGUAUGAACCCAGGAUGUUCCUCUGUUCUCUUAUUUUCUGUCUCUUCCUGAAGCGCUUAUCGUGGCUGUUAGUUAAUUAGUUAGUAAGCUCAGUCUUUGUUUGUGAGAGCACUUUAGUGAUGUUUUGUGAGCUGUUGAUCAGUGAGACAGAGAGAGGACCUGGACCUGUGAUGAUCUAGGAUCAGGUAUCCCCUUUCCAUUAUAUAUAUUAUCUAAAAGGCAACUGAUCCUAGAUCAGCACUCCUACUUUAUGAAUAUGGGCUUUGGGGAGGAGCGUGAGAUGGAACACUGUGGAGGGGGUACAGCAGGAGAGAGAGGGGGAGGAGGUGAAAGGAGGCCAGAUGUUCCCAUACUGUAUCCCACAGCUGGUAUUUUUGGUGCUGGGGUGGGUUGGAAUGGAAGGCCUGCCCUAGACCAGAGCAGGGAAAGGCUGGUGGGUUUUUAUUUUUACUCUUUCAUCAGUCUCUCCACUGACGGCUUAAUAUCUCCUCUCUUCACCUCCUCCUUUCAUCUGCCCUCCCUCUUUCUUACGGGUGUGUCUGGUCUGACUGGUCUCCGUAAAACGAGUAGCUACCAAGAUUAAUGAAUCGUUUUUCAUGAAGUAUAUUAUACACUAGGUGUGCAAAACAUUAGGAACACCUUCCUAAUAUUGAGUUGCAACCCUUUUUGCCCUCAGAACAGCCUCAAUUCGUUGGG
Molecule: messenger RNA, 1917 nt
Organism: Coregonus clupeaformis (lake whitefish)
Lineage: Eukaryota; Metazoa; Chordata; Actinopteri; Salmoniformes; Salmonidae
Product: CD82 antigen-like
Exons: 9
Coding region: 108-878 (256 amino acids)
Cellular component (GO): membrane
Source: RefSeq, a predicted model, not a curated record